This is a messenger RNA of Paramecium pentaurelia, 915 nucleotides long. Lineage: Eukaryota; Ciliophora; Oligohymenophorea; Peniculida; Parameciidae. The record is from the annotation of a GenBank genome assembly.
AUGCUUUAAAUACAACAACUUUGUUAAGACUCUAAUUUAUCAUGUGGAAGAGGGAUUUUUAUUGGAAUUUAUGCAGGAUUAAUUUUUGGCAUUUCAAUCUAUUGUUUAAUAAAGCUUUAUGGAUUUAUGGGUAGAAUUUCAUAUGAAAUGAUUCCUUUGACAACAUGUGCAAUUCAAUCUUGUUUACAUUUUAUAAAUGACAUAUUUUUAGUGACGAAUUCAUUAUAAAUCGUCAUUAUUUACUUUUGUUUACAAACAUUCAUAUUGAUAUCUUAAAGCUUUUUCCAUUUAUACUAUAAAAUGACGUACUCUAAAGAUGAAUUUUAAGAAUAUCGAUUAAAAUAAAAGUAUAGUUUGAUAAUAUUUUACAUUCUGUUUACAUCAAUAAUCAUAUUAUAUUUGAUUUAAAUAGAUGAUAAUAAUUGUUUAGUCUAUUUUGAUGUUGGAUUAACUUUAUAAUUUAUAAUCAUUUUAUUUAGUGUUUUCAUAUCAAUAUUAUAUGGUUAGAAAUUAAAAGAUGAAAUGAAAAAACAUGAAUAAACUAAUGUAACAAAAAUUGCAAAUUAUUAAACAACAGCUGUUUAAAUAGUAUUGACAACUUCUGCAAUUUUGGAAUUUAUUUUAUCAAUUUUAUCACUUACAACAUUUUAGGGAUUAUUUUGUAAUUUACCAUUAAAUAAUCUUAACAAUGAAGGAUUUACAUCAGGAGAGAAUGUAUAUUUAACGUUUUUCUCAAUGAUUGAAAUGACUCCUUGUAUAUUAGUACCAAUUAUUUUUUUUUAUUUGCCAUAAAUACCAUAAUAACAAAGUCAAUAACAUGAAUUUAAUCUAAAUGAUGCCUUAAUAUAGUAAUCUGCAAGAUAAUCAUUAGAUUUUAGUAAUUUAAUAAAUAUGUCUAUUGAAUUGAAAUAAUGA